Messenger RNA from Diospyros lotus (date-plum), 1458 nucleotides. Its product is annotated as RING-H2 finger protein ATL11-like. The coding region runs from base 178 to 1338 and encodes 386 amino acids. The transcript has a single exon. The record is from RefSeq and is a predicted model, not a curated record. Lineage: Eukaryota; Viridiplantae; Streptophyta; Magnoliopsida; Ericales; Ebenaceae.
CGACAACCAUCUCCACACGCGCACUGUAUGGCACGUCGUUUCCACCCCUCUUGCCACACUCCCCCCCCUUCAUAUGCAUAUUCCCCACUCAGUUAACUCGCCUAAGCUGCCGUCGCCCGCGUACUUCACCACGAAUGUUCAGCCUCGCCUCAGUCUGUCUGUCUCUCACCGCGACUGAUGAAGUUAAAUCAUAGGAGUCCUUGGUUUCCCCGCUUCUUCUGCUUCCGCCAUGGCCUUACUUGGACCCUCAUCCUUAUUCUGCUGCUUCGACAACCACGGGUCGCCGGACAGACCUUGUCGCCGCCCAGAGGGUACCACUUAGAUCCCAAGAGCAGGGUCACCCCGGCGACGGCGAUAAUACUCGCGUGCCUGCUAUGCGCCUUCUUUGUCAUGGGCUGCGUCUCCAUCUACGUUCGCCAGUGCAUUGAGCUCCGCGCUUCUCGAACCUUCAUCAUCAACGAAGCCGGCGUACUUCCAGCUCCGCGGCUGGCUAACCGAGGGCUCGAUCCCUCCGUGAUCGACGCUUUCCCGACCUUGGUCUACUCCGAGGUCAAGGAACUCAAGAUCGGCAAAGGCUCUCUCGAAUGCGCCGUUUGCUUGACGGAAUUCGAGGACGACGACCAUCUCCGGCUGCUCAACAAAUGCAGCCACGUCUUCCAUCCAGACUGCAUCGACGCUUGGCUCUUGUCUCACACCACCUGCCCCGUUUGCCGCGCCAACCUCGCUCUCGAUCCCGGCGAACCAUUUUCUUUUACAUUCCCAACUCACAAUAUGGAUUCCCGUUCUCCAAAUGAUCGUGACCCAGAAAACUUGAAUUCCAAUCCCAACCUGCCUGUUGAUGAUUCGGUUGUACCGACUCAACUACCGGAGAGAAAAGGAGGGACGUUUCGGAAGUCGUUCUCGACCGGCCACGACUCGCUGGUUGGUCCCGGCGAGAGAAGCGACCGGUUCACGCUCCGGUUACCGGAAGACGUACGGAACCGGCUGGUGAGCGCGAGCCUGAACCGGACGAAGAGCUGCACGGUGGCGUUUCCGAGGGUGAGGAGUGGGAGAAAGGGUUACAGAAGCGGCAGUGGAGGGACCGGCCGGAGACGGAACUUCGAGUACUACUACGAAGCUGUUGAGCGGGCGAAUAAAAACGCGGUGGUCUAUUUCAGGUCCUGGUCGGAGAAGGUGAUCAGUGGGGAGGAGGGGAGGGGGAAUCCGAAGAGAUUGUUGAGGUCGGUGACGACGCCGUUGCAGAGGCUGUUUGGCGGCAAGGAAAGUAACAACGAGAAGGAUGAGGCAGGGGAACGGUCGACGGAUUGGCUGAGGUUGGAAUCGGACAGUAACGCUUAGGCGGAGGCCAGGAUUGACUUUUUACAUUUUUCUUUUUUCCUGUUUGCAGUUACAGAUAAAAAUUAAAUGAAAAUUGCUUCUGCUCUGCUUUCUCCAUCCAUUUCGCAUUUUUAUUGUUGA